Molecule: messenger RNA, 789 nt
Organism: Microplitis demolitor
Lineage: Eukaryota; Metazoa; Arthropoda; Insecta; Hymenoptera; Braconidae
Product: venom peptide BmKAPI
Exons: 3
Coding region: 22-294 (90 amino acids)
Source: RefSeq, a predicted model, not a curated record
AAUAAUUUAACGAUUAGUACAAUGGCUACUGUCCUGUCAAAAAUUUGUUUAAUUAUAUUAGUUUUUGUAACGGGUAUCAAUGGAUUUAUUGCAUUCUGUAAUUCAGAUGAAAUGUGUGAAGGAGGGCAGUUCGAUAAGUGUGUAAAUUGUACAAGCCCUUGUUUGUUGAAUUGUAAUAAUGACGAUCCACUUGAUCCAAUUUGCAAUCCUAUAUGUGGAUUAUCAGUAUGCGAAUGUCAAUUUGGUUAUGUACGUUCAACAGAUGGAAGGUGCGUUCUUCGAUCAGAUUGUUAAUGGAACCAAAAAUACAAAUAAAAUAUCUUCAACUCACCCUAAUAAAUACACGGAGAAGCAAAUCUUAAAAAUUUCAAAAGAAUUAGGAUAUUGUUUAAAAAAAAUACCAAAACUUAACAUGCUCACUAUUGAAACUUACCACUGGCCAGACGUGGGUUCGAAUCUCAGCGAUUGUUGAAAAUUUUUAUAAGAUCCCUGCCUCAGAAGUUUAAUUUAAGAGCGACCGAUUCCUGAUGCCUACACUAUGUCAUUAUUAUUUCAUACGGUACUAUAAUAGAAAAUAUUAUUGCAGUUUUGGUUAUGUAGAGUGAUGCAAGUCUGACCAGUCAGAUCAUUUUUUACUGUCACGUCAUGGACACGAGACCGUCAUCUGACCAUUCAUUUAGCUGGUUGUGAUUAACAAAAUUCUUGACUAAACGUUAAUUUAAUGACGGUAACAAGUCAUCUCACUAGACGUUACUGAGCAAAUUUGUGACACAAAAUUUUUUGACGGUC